AUGUGGUUCUCGGCAUUGCUGGCUUGCAUAGCAGUAACGACGCUGAUCACCAUUCAUGUGGUGCACAUCCUGCACAAACACACCCGAAGAAAGAGUGUUUCUCCUCCUCGCCCUCCCGGCCCUGCCGGCCACCCCAUCCUUGGCAACUUGCUCUAUGUCAUCGGGCCGCUCCGCAACAACCCACACACCGCGCUCGCCACCCUCGCGCAAACCUAUGGACCCAUCUUGUCCCUUCGUCUUGGUCUAACCCGCACCAUCGUCGUGGUGUCAUCUGCCGCAGCCGCUCACGAGGCCCUUGCCAAGAAUGACGCAGCGCUCGCGUCCCGCCUUGUGCCGGACACAGUCCACGCCAUGUCGUACGGCGCAACGUCCAUGGUCUUCCUUCCAAGCUCCAACCCACUGUGGAAGCAGGACCGCGUCAUCAUGGCGCCCGCUUCUCAUCCAGCCGGGGCUUGGACACGAUCCGGCCCAUCUUGGAAUGCCAUGUCGGGCGUCUCACCGAGUACUUGA
This is a messenger RNA of Aegilops tauschii subsp. strangulata, 510 nucleotides long. The record is from RefSeq and is a predicted model, not a curated record. NCBI's taxonomy places the organism in Eukaryota, Viridiplantae, Streptophyta, Magnoliopsida, Poales, Poaceae.